AUGGGCGCGGGCAACGGCUACUUCGUUCCCAUCGGGCAGAACGUGCAGCAGAAGAGAACGGUGAAGGAGUGGUUCCGAAAGUACUUUUUGGAGGGUGAGAAGUCGCAUUUUAAAAUUGAAAAAAAAUUUUUUUGCCUUUUUAAUUAUUUUUUUAACGCUAGCCUAAUAUUUUUGAAAGUUUAUUAAAUUUUUUUAGUUUUCCCAAAAACUAUCAUAUUUGACGUCUGCACAGUGCAGUUCUUCAAACUCUUUACUGUUUGUCGCAAAAACCACUCCACUUGCGACAAUCAAAAAUGUUUUGUUGCAAACGUCUCAUUGAACUCAAUGAAUUCAUUGGUUCAACGAUAUUCAUGACAAUUUUGUCGCAUCGCCUUUGAAAAGGUGUUGCGACAGUUUGAUUCAGCCUGUAAUGUCGCAAGUCGCUCCAAAAAAUGCAAAAAAUCGCAAAUUUCAAUUUGAAAAAACAGUUGUCACUCUUCAAAUGGAAAGAAAGAGCGCGACAAUCAGCAAGAAAUGCGACAAUCACUUGAAACUUGCGACAUUUUAAAGCAAAUUGCACUGUUGAAAGAGGUCAGAAGUGCGACAAGCUGUCGUUUUGCAUUGUGAAGAGCGAUGCGACAUCGUGCGACUGUUGUCGCAACGCUUGAGCUUCAACUGUGUUUGCAACAACAUCUUUAGGGCAGUCGCGGAUAAGAUGGUUUUUGCGACAGAAUUAGAGUGUGAUUGCACCGUGCAAGAGACAAGAGAGUGAUUGCACCGUGCAAAUGACAUAAAGGCGAUUGCACAGUGCAGAAUACAAGAGGGUGGUUGCACUGUGCAGAUUACAAAAGGGUGGUUGCACUGUGCAAACUUUUUCUGAGAAAAGCACGGUGCACUUGGAAGAAAAAUUGCGCAAUUUUCUCAAGGAUUGCACCGUGCAGGUCUUUAUUCUUUUCUUUUGGUUAUAAAAAUAGGGCUGUUUUUCAAAAUUAGUGCAACUUUUUUGAUAUUUUUUAAAUGUACUAUUACAAUCAGUGUCUUAAGUAAACAUCCACUAUAUAAAAUGUCUUUGAAAGCUCUAUUUUAAGGACAAAAACUCGAACGUCAAUCAGAAGUCCAUAUUAACAGAGCUGAUCUACCAUGGCACGAAAGAAACCGCAAGUACCUAGCUACCUUAAUACCCUUUGUUAUCAUGCACACAAUUUGGUGGUCAAUGGCUAUUAGAUACAACUUAUUUGCCUUGUUUCCAACUCGAUAUGAACUAGCGAUCACCAUGAUUCUGGGCGCUUUUGUCGCUGGAGCAACUUCUGAAGGCGGGGGAGCGAUUGCCUUUCCAGUUAUGACACUGUUAUUGCAUAUAACACCGGAUGUGGCUAGGGACUUCUCUUUGAUCAUACAGUCGGCUGGUGGGUUUUUUUUUAGGUAUUGUAGUGCUUAAAUUAAAAAUUUUAUUUUAACACUUCAUAUUUUACACUUUACGCAGAUUUUGUAAAUAUGAUAAAGCAAGGAAUAUGAUAUUAUACUAAACAAAUAGCUUCUCAUACAUACAUUGAAUAAUACAAAUUUUAAAAUUUUUCAUUUAGGUAUGGCAACAUCUUCAUUUGCAAUUUUGUGGAUGGGUGUGAAAGUAGAAUGGCAUUCGAUUACUUAUUGUUCUAUUGGUGCUGGUGUCAGCAUCAUACUGGGAUUACAGUUUUGGGAUGACGUUCUUGAUCGUACGUUACUAUCCUUUAUUUAAAUUAAGGUUUUCAGCUUUUAAAGCUCUAUAUAUGUAACGAAUUGCUAAGGAAAUUAAAAUUUGUUAUGAUAAGGUUUCGCUAUACAGAGGUUUUAAAGGCAUUGUGUAGUGUUAAACGGGGAUUUAAAAAUUGUUCGUUAUACGGAGUUUUCGUUAUAUAGGAGUUCCUUAUGCAGAGGCUUCACUGUAAUAAGCUGUGUAAAAAGUUUUGGGCCACUAAAAUCGAAAACCUGUAUAGAAGGAGUCCGAAACUAUUAACACAAUUAGAUUGGCUAGAAAGCGCGAGAUAGAACUUUGUUGAAGAUCUUAUAUUAACAUGAUCUUUCUAUAUAAAAAGCUUGAAAUCAAUCAGAAUGAGGCAACUCGAGCAUCUUCCUUGUUAUCUACAAUAACAAGUCUUUUUAAAAUUACAGUACUACUAUAGCUACUUUAUUAUCAAGGCCUAGCAUUGAUCACAGUAGAAUAAUUACCUUUUCAGCUCAACAAAAGAAGAUGAUGUUUGUGUCGAUUUGGUUUUCCUUUGCCAUUUCUUUAUUGAUCUUGAAUUUGCAAAAGAAGCGAGUUACCUUCGACUCCAUUCCCAACUUUAAAGCUUGGAAGGCGUUGGCUUUGGUCGCUGCUGGAUUUGCUGGUGGUAAGUUGUUCAUCGACAAUCGAAAGGAGUAUAAAUAGAAAUGGUAACUAAAGUGUCCGAGCCAGUGUUGACCUGCCAAAGCUAAAAACUACUUUUUAAAUUAAAAACUUUAAAAUUUUAAAAUUAAAAAUUAAACUUAAAAGACACACCUUUUAGGCAUUCUAAGUGCCUUCACCGGCUCAGGAGUCGAUAUCUGUUCCUUCUCCAUCCUGACCUUGCUGUUCCGAGUGAGUGAGAAGAUAGCGACUCCAACCUCGGUCAUUCUCAUGUUCCUGAACGCCAUGAUCGGCUCGUAUUGGCGUAUUUUAAUGCAACAAGGAGUCAGUCAGCUGGCCUAUGAGUACUUUGCUGUUUCUGUGCCAGUGGUAGUCACUUGUUCACCUAUUGGCGCCUUCGUAUCUUCACAUCUACAUCGACAAGUGCUGGCUUGCUUCGUCUAUAUUCUGGAGACUUUGGCUGUGCUGGGCUUCUUGAUUACUGGUCCUAAGUGGACUCUUAUCCUGGCUGGAGCUGUUAUCAUUAUUGUUGGGUAUGUUAAUACUUUUUAUAUUUUUUGGGUUUGAUAGUAUCUCAAUUAUCAUUAUUGUUGCGCAAGAUAGUAUCUUUGUUAUGUUACUGUUUGUAUAUGAUAUUGUCUUUACUACGGUAAUAUGUUUGUUUAUAUAAAUAUUACAGGUUCUCGUUCUUCUUUAUUAUCGCAAAGAUUGGCCAAAGGUUGACUGGAAUCGAAAGUGAACGUGAGUCCAACGCUUCUGUCGCCGUUCACAGCACAUCGUUCUUGGAGAGAGCAAGCAGUGCUAAUUCUAGUGGUGUUGUAGUUUGA
Bursaphelenchus okinawaensis is the source of this 3174-nucleotide messenger RNA. The record is from the annotation of a GenBank genome assembly. NCBI's taxonomy places the organism in Eukaryota, Metazoa, Nematoda, Chromadorea, Rhabditida, Aphelenchoididae.